Lycium barbarum (goji berry) is the source of this 2549-nucleotide messenger RNA. RefSeq lists its product as uncharacterized. Gene Ontology annotation, molecular function: protein binding. Gene Ontology annotation, biological process: SCF-dependent proteasomal ubiquitin-dependent protein catabolic process. The coding region runs from base 342 to 2120 and encodes 592 amino acids. The record is from RefSeq and is a predicted model, not a curated record. NCBI's taxonomy places the organism in Eukaryota, Viridiplantae, Streptophyta, Magnoliopsida, Solanales, Solanaceae. Gene Ontology annotation, cellular component: SCF ubiquitin ligase complex. The transcript has 17 exons.
AAACAAAUCAAGUCACAAAAAUGCAAACAAAGAUCUGGACAAGUGGCACAUAACCAAAUAGUUUCCCUCUUCUUGCCACCACCACCAUAUGAUAACUGACAUUACAAAUCAAAUUUUUGUAUUUAUCAACUGAAAAUCAGAUAAAGGAUCUUUUUGUUGAGUACUUUGGAGCUUUAAGGUCUUUGAGGUAUGGAAGUUUUAGUGGAAAAUACACACUGAAAGUUUGCUAAUGUAAACUGUUUUGAGACUGAUUUUGAAUGCUCAUGCAAAAUUGCUACUAAGACAUAUGGGAUUAGUCUAUUCAUAACUGAGCCAUAGAACCAUCUAUUUUGGAGCAUUUGAUGAUAGUGAGUGAGUCUUAUCAAGGGAAUUCCUUGAUGGGGGGUAUUUGUUCAUGUAAAAGAGACCACUAUGCUGAUGAGAACGUAACUAGAAGAGGCUUAGCUACUAGAUAUUUCAAAUUUGGGAGCUCAAAAUGGCUAGAGUCCUCCCUUUUUCUGCCCGGCCCGUGUUGUCAACUUCAACGAAGGAGUUGUCCGUCCCUCAUGGAAUUAUGCAGUCGUAAAAUAUGUGAGGACAUCAACAAAUAUCGUUCAUUUUCGAUCCUCCCGAGGGACAUAAGCCAGUUGAUAUUCAACUAUCUGGUCGACUCAUGCAGCCUCUCUGAUAACUGUAUUGAGGCUUUCAGAGACUGCGCCCUGCAUGAUAUGUGCAUGGGAGAAUGUACGAGAGUUAACGAUAAAUGGUUGGACGUCAUAUCUUCACAAGGAUCGUCAUUAUUAUCUGCAUAUAUCUCUAGCACUGAGGUUACAGAUUUUGGUUUAAGCCUCCUAAGGAAUUGCUCAAACCUCCAAGCUUUAGGUUUGGAUUGCUGCGACAAAAUUUCUGCCCAUGGCAUAAAGCACAUCACCGGUUUUACAAACUUGACAUACUUGGGUUUUAGAAAAUGCUGUGGGCUUAGUGCUGAAGCAAUGAAAAGUUUAUCCAGCUUAAUGAAACUAGUCAAGUUGGAUUUUGAGCGAUGUCCUGGAAUUCAUGGAGGCUUUAUCCAUCUUGAAGGUUUGACGAAUCUUGAGUCUCUCACUAUAAGAAGCUGCAAGUCUAUUAUGGAUUCAGACUUGAAGCCUUUUGCAGGGCUCGUGAAUUUGAAGGAACUUCAGAUUUCAUGUAACGACAUAACAAAUGUUGGAGUGUCUUAUUUGAGAGAUUUGGACAAACUCAUUGUGCUAAACUUGGAAGGGUCGGAUGUUACUGCUUCAUGUUUGGAUUACCUCACCGCUUUCACUUCACUGAAAUCUCUAAAUCUCAAUAGAUGUCACCUAACAGAUGAUGGAUGUGAGAAGUUUUUGGCACUCAGCAAUUUGAAAGAGUUGAAUCUGGGAUUUAACAAUAUCACUGAUACAUGUUUGGGACAUUUAAAAGGGCUGACAAAAUUGGAAGGCCUCUACUUGGAUUCUUGUAGGAUUAGCAAUGACGGUCUUGCUCAUUUAGCUGGCCUUUCAAACUUGAAAGCUUUGGAGCUGUCUGAUACUGAAGUUGGAAGCAAUGGAAUUCUUCAAUUCUCUGGGUUGACAAAGUUGGAGGAUCUCAAUCUCUCGUUCACCUCAGUAACUGACAGUGGUUUGACAAAGUUAUCUGGAUUGACUUCUCUUAGGUCACUUAACCUUGAUACUCGUCAAAUCACAGACUCGGGGCUCGCAAUUCUCACCACAGGUUUAACUGGAUUGACUCACCUGGAUCUCUUUGGUGCUCAGAUCACGGAUUCCGGGACAAAGUAUCUGACAUAUUUCAGAAGUCUCCAAUCGCUUGAUCUCUGUGGUGGUCGGUUGACGGAUGCUGGUGUCAAGAACAUAAAGGAUCUUUCUUCUCUGAUGUUGCUGAACCUGUCACAAAACUUGAAGCUAACAGAUACAGCCUUAGAGUUUCUAUCAGGAUUGACAUCACUGGUUUCUUUAAAUGUUUCAAACUCUAGUAUCACCAAUGAAGGCUUGCAGCACCUGAAGCCUCUCAAGAAUUUACGCUCGCUGUACCUGGAAUUUUGUGGGGUGACAGCAUGUGAAAUCAAGAAACUUCAAGCUACAGCGCUUCCAAAUCUUGCGCGAUACCGCCCUGAUCAAUGAUAAUAGGUUAUCCUGGAUGUAACAUUAUAGAUGGACAGCCUUUUUGGUGUGUAAAUAGACAGAAUAACACCAAAUGGUUAUGAUCUGCACAUAUAGUUUACUCUGUUUGUUGUUUAAUACUGUUAGUAUCACCAAUGAAGGCUUGCAGCACCUGAAGCCUCUCAAGAAUUUACGCUCGCUGUACCUGGAAUUUUGUGGGGUGACAGCAUGUGAAAUCAAGAAACUUCAAGCUACAGCGCUUCCAAAUCUUGCGUGAUACCGCCCUAAUCAAUGAUAAUAGGUUAUCCUGGAUAUAACAUUAUAGAAGGACAGCCUUUUUGGUGUGUAAAUAGACAGAAUAACACCAAAUGGUUAUGAUCUGCACAUAUAGCUUACUCUGUUUGUUGUUUAAUACUGUUAUAUCCGAUAAAUAGACAGAAUAACGCCAAA